Ilex paraguariensis (yerba mate) is the source of this 2090-nucleotide messenger RNA. The record is from the annotation of a GenBank genome assembly. NCBI's taxonomy places the organism in Eukaryota, Viridiplantae, Streptophyta, Magnoliopsida, Aquifoliales, Aquifoliaceae.
CAAAUAAUACGGUACAUGAACGAAUCACAAGGAGACGACACACGAUUAACAGCAUUUAACAUACAACAUUUGAUAAACUUGUAGUUUCAUACUCCGCCACUUUGAGAGAGAGAGUAGUGCAAUGGCAGCUUCAGCUUCAUCGCGUAUCUUUACCUCUCCCUCACCCAAGAAGCCUUCUUCUCUCUCAUGGACAGUCCCGCUCUCCUCCGGGUUCGGAGUCGCCACCGUCGCUCUCCCCCGCAGCAGCAACCGCCAACCGCGGCGAUUCUUGGUGUUUGCGAUGGACGCCAGGCCGACCGUCCUCGUUGCAGAAAAGCUCGGCGAGGCUGGACUCGAGCUCCUCAAAGACUUUGCGAACGUGGAUUGUUCUUAUAAUCUCAGUCCCGAGGAGCUCUGCACAAAGAUCUCGCUUUGCGACGCGAUGAUUGUUCGCAGUGGCACGAAAGUGAGUCGUGAGGUGUUUGAGUCUUCUGGUGGAAGGCUUAAGGUUGUUGGAAGAGCUGGUGUUGGGAUCGAUAACGUGGAUCUGGCUGCGGCGACGGAGCACGGCUGUCUUGUGGUUAAUGCGCCGACGGCUAAUACGGUUGCGGCUGCGGAGCAUGGGAUCGCGCUUCUCACUGCUAUGGCGAGGAAUGUCGCGCAGGCUGAUGCAUCUGUCAAAGCUGGGAAGUGGCAACGGAACAAAUAUGUCGGUGUCUCUCUCGUCGGUAAAACACUUGCUGUGAUGGGUUUUGGAAAGGCGUGCCAAGGGCUGGGAAUGCAUGUAAUUGCCCAUGAUCCAUAUGCGCCAGCAGACCGUGCCCGUGCAAUAGGAGUGGAGCUUGUGAGCUUUGAUGAAGCCAUUGCAACUGCAGAUUUCAUAUCUCUUCACAUGCCUCUUACUCCUGCUACAUCAAAGAUUCUCAAUGAUGAAAAUUUUGCAAAGAUGAAGAAAGGAGUACGGAUCGUUAAUGUUGCACGUGGAGGAGUCAUUGACGAAGAAGCUUUAGUGAAGGCAUUGGAUGCUGGCAUUGUGGCUCAGGCUGCACUCGAUGUUUUCACGCAAGAACCACCACCAAAGGACAGCAAGUUGGUACAACAUGAGAAUGUAACUGUAACUCCUCAUCUUGGUGCUAGUACUAUGGAAGCUCAGGAAGGUGUGGCUAUUGAAAUUGCCGAAGCUGUUGUUGGAGCCCUAAAGGGUGAGCUUGCUGCUACUGCUGUCAAUGCCCCCAUGGUUCCUGCUGAGGUUCUUGCAGAGCUGAAGCCAUUUGUUGUACUUGCUGAGAAGCUUGGAAGACUAGCUGUCCAGUUAGUAGCAGGUGGAAGUGGUGUUAAAUCCAUAAAAGUGUCAUAUGCUUCUGCUAGAGCUCCUGAUGAUCUUGACACAAGGUUGCUGCGUGCCAUGAUCACAAAGGGUCUAAUUGAGCCUAUAUCCAACGUCUUUGUUAACUUGGUGAAUGCAGAUUUCACUGCUAAACAAAGAGGACUCCGAAUAUCAGAAGAACGAAUCGUUCUAGAUGGUUCCCCAGAAAGUCCACUGGAGUUCAUUCAGGUUCAGAUUGCCAAUGUAGAAUCAAGAUUUGCCAGUGCCAUUUCUGGGUCUGGGGAGAUUAAGGUAGAGGGACGGGUGAAAGAUGGUAUACCACAUUUGACAAAGGUUGGAUCUUUCGAAGUGGAUGUGAGCUUGGAAGGUAGUAUUAUCCUCUGUAGUCAGGUUGAUCAGCCAGGAAUGAUUGGUAAAGUGGGGAGCAUUCUGGGCGAGGAGGGUGUUAACGUGAGCUUUAUGAGCGUUGGAAGGAUUGCUCCACGGAAGCAAGCUGUGAUGGCUAUUGGAGUAGAUGACCAACCUAGCAAGGACUCUCUGAAGAGGAUUGGAGAAAUUCCUGCCAUAGAGGAGUUUGUUUUCCUCAAGUUGUAGUUGGAUACUGGUUUCUGUAUUACUGCACUUCAUAAACUCCCAAAUUUUGGUAAUUUUGUUUGUGUUUUGUGGUAAUUUUAGCGUCGGGAAAAGAAAUAAUUUGGGUGUGGAGUUGAGUGUGUACUUUAUUCUAUUGUUCUAAAUAAAAUUUUGCAAUCAAGAAUGUUUUCUUUCUUUGGUUAUUGUUACG